AGAGGAGUCAUAACCGUUAACUCGCCGGUCCGCUAACGCCUCUACUCUAUAAAUUCAUUUGGCAGCAUUGGCUUAGCCGCACACUACUCUGUUUCAUUUCGUUUUUGGCCGUACGAAAUAUUGCACAAAAAUGCCUGUGGGUGGGCGCACAGCCGGCAAAUACGGAUAUUCCGACAGCAGUUACUACAGUGGCCAUUCCUACAAAAGCAUCAACGAUGAAAUUAUUUGGGUGAGCAUCGGCAUGGGCGUCACUAUAAUUGUUCUAAUCACCAUAGCGCUGUGCUACAUCGCUUACGAGAAAUGCCACAAGAAACGUGAAUACUACAUUAAUGCAUAACGCGGUACCUUGGAGACGGUGAAUUUUAAUAGCAACUGGCAGCCAAUUAUGGAAGCGAACGGCAUGCAGUGUCAUGUGGCACGCAACACAUGCAACGAAAGGCAAUUUGCAAAGAAGAUAGCCGAAAAUUAUGCACAACACAAAAGUGCGCGCGAUAUGGAGGUGCCGCCAUAAAUGCAGGAGAUAAAAGUAGACCGUGCAGUGUAAAGCGAGUGUAUCGAAAAAACAAAGUUAAGUUUGCACAAAAUUGGCAUAAGUAGAAGUGCCACCUACCGCCAACCACCAACCAACGACCGCAAACCGCUUGCUCCGUUGACUGCAAUUGCACUUCGCACAACCACCUACACACACAAAUACAACGUACACACACACAUGCCACAUGCACACAUACGCAUGUAGUAAUAAUUUGCGGUAUAUAGAGUUUGUAUGAUUCGCAUUUCGUAAUAUCUACGCCAAAAAGCGCUAAAUCCCCCACAAAAUUACAUUUUUCACACACACAGUUGCAAAGCGCAGGAAGCAUUUGCGCUUGCAACCGGAAGCGCAUAAUGGCAAUGGCUUAGCCAUUUGCUUUACGCGGCUACUCUUAUUCUGGUCAUCAUGAAUGUAUUUCCCCGCUCGUACAGGAACAGCAAGCCAAUUCCCGUUGAGUUCGGGCAAAGCGUCCAAAUAUAGAGGACAACCAUAUAGCAGUCAACCAUAUAAAAAUAUUUACAUUGUACUCUGUGCAACAAUAUUACUUAAGCGUAUGUGUUUGCAAUGGCAAUUUAGAGAAUUUAUAAAAGAGGGUAUGAGCUGCACAAGGUGAGCUUAUAAGGAAAUAUAAUACUCCCACAUUUUAAAAAGCUUUAA
This is a messenger RNA of Bactrocera tryoni, 1186 nucleotides long. RefSeq lists its product as uncharacterized. Lineage: Eukaryota; Metazoa; Arthropoda; Insecta; Diptera; Tephritidae. The record is from RefSeq and is a predicted model, not a curated record. The transcript has 2 exons. The coding region runs from base 131 to 337 and encodes 68 amino acids.